This is a messenger RNA of Rubroshorea leprosula, 2096 nucleotides long. The record is from the annotation of a GenBank genome assembly. Lineage: Eukaryota; Viridiplantae; Streptophyta; Magnoliopsida; Malvales; Dipterocarpaceae.
GGUGGCGGAAAGGCGAGUUGAUAGGCUGCGGGGCGUUUGGUCGCGUGUAUAUGGGGAUGAAUCUCGAUUCCGGUGAGUUGCUGGCCGUUAAACAGGUGUUGAUUGCGGCAAAUAGUGCUUCAAAGGAGAAAACUCAGGCUCACAUUAGAGAGCUUGAGGAAGAAGUGAAGCUACUAAAGAAUCUUUCACAUCCAAACAUAGUGAGAUAUUUGGGAACCGUUAGAGAAGAUGAUUCAUUCAAUAUUUUAUUGGAAUUCGUCCCUGGUGGUUCCAUUUCUUCACUUCUUGGAAAAUUUGGAUCCUUCCCUGAGUCUGUUGUAAGGAUGUAUGCCAAGCAGCUUUUAAUGGGAUUGGAAUAUCUUCAUAAGAAUGGUAUUAUGCAUAGGGACAUCAAGGGAGCAAACAUUCUUGUGGAUAACAAGGGAUGCAUUAAACUUGCAGAUUUUGGUGCAUCAAAAAAAGUAGUUGAGCUGGCUACUAUUGGUGGCACCAAGUCGAUGAAGGGAACUCCAUAUUGGAUGGCUCCUGAAGUUAUUCUUCAGACAGGGCAUAGCUUCUCUGCUGAUAUAUGGAGUGUUGGCUGUACUGUGAUUGAGAUGGCAACAGGAAAGCCCCCAUGGAGCCAACAGUUUCAGGAGGUUGCUGCUCUUUUCCAUAUUGGAACAACUAAAUCCCAUCCACCAAUCCCUGAGCAUCUGUCUUUUGAGGCAAAGGACUUUUUGUUAAAAUGCUUACAGAAGGAACCAAACUUAAGGCCUACUGCAUCAGACUUGCUGCAGCAUUCAUUUGUCACUGGAGACUAUCAAGAGCCUCAUCCAGUAUUUCGUAACUCAGUUAUGGACCCUGGAAAUCUGGUGAUGACAUCAGGGGUGAAUCUUAGAAACUCAAUAACCUCUGAGAUCAGAAGGUCAACCUGCUCGGGCUUGAAAGAUGUUUGUGAAAUGGGUAAUGUCAGGUGUUCAACUGUAUACCCCAAGAAAUUAUUACAAACAGGAUCCUAUUGGAGGACAGGAAAUUGUGAUGAUGAUAUGUGUCAGAUAGAUGACAAAGACGAUCUUUUGAGUGGUGGAUCAGCAAGAUUCAACUCUGUGUUAGCAUCUGCUGGUUUAAACAGGAGUUUCAACCCUAUGUGUGAACCCACUGAGGACUGGCCUUGCAAAUUUGAUGAAAGUACAGAGCUGAAGACAAGUGGAGUGAACUUAUCUUCUGGCCAAACAGUUGAAGCCAAUGGUAGCCUUGGAAUAUCCUCAAAAGAGGAGAAUGAUUUCACUUUUCCAAAUGGAACGUUAGCGCAGGAUGAUGAAGAGGGAGCUGUUGAAUUGAACAAGCUGCAGACACCUCUAUAUGAAGAGUUCUAUAACACAUUGAAUGCAACUGGCCAUGCAGUUGGUACUGGAAAUGGCGAAAAUCUUUUGCCUCCUAAAAGCAGGUCACCUAAAUGGCUACCUAGCAGAAGAAUCUCUACAGCUUUUGAUGUUGCUAAUAUUGCUAGCCCUGGGGAUCAUCAUGAAUCAAAUGCUGCUGCUGUGCACAAUAGGGCUCUGCAGGAACUUCAGCCACCUCAGAUAAAUGACUUAAAAGGGCAUGUUCUUCACUACCAGCAGGAAAGAAGUAGUCUGAGUUUGAGCUUCUCUGAGAGACAAAGGAGAUGGAAAGAGGAACUUGAUGAAGAGCUUGAAAGAAAACGAGAGAUGAUGCGCCAGGCAGGUGUAUGUGGAAAGACAUCAUCUCCAAAGGAAAGGAUUCUAAUUCAACAGAGAGAACAAAUAUGGUUUGCAUUCCCAUACAAAUAGAUGUAGUAUGUAUAAUACUUGUACUUGUUUCAAGUGUCGCCACCCAAUGGAAAGAAAAUAUGCUUUCCAUUGGGACGGUAUGUAUGUAGUUCUUUAUGAGAGGUGGGCUGAUCAAUUUUACAGUAAGAUCCCUAUGAAUAGAAAGGCAGCACAAUCUUCCUCCCUGCUGCAUCAUGGCCUUGUUUAGCAAAGAAAAUUCAAUGUAAGCAUUGUUUAUGCUUUUACCUUUUUUGUUUCUUUACAUUGAUGUGCCUUGUUAUUGUGGCGGAUUUCAGAACAAAGAAAUAAAGGCAUUUAUUAAAU